Molecule: messenger RNA, 585 nt
Organism: Fonticula alba
Lineage: Eukaryota; Rotosphaerida; Fonticulaceae
Exons: 4
Coding region: 60-470 (136 amino acids)
Biological process (GO): transcription by RNA polymerase II
Cellular component (GO): RNA polymerase II, core complex
Molecular function (GO): protein dimerization activity; DNA binding
Source: RefSeq, a predicted model, not a curated record
CCUCCCCCCCCCCGCCCCACGCUGCCUCUUCCCUCCGCCCCUCUGUUGAGAACGAAAAAAUGCGCGGCAUCAACGCCCCGGAUCCCAAUAGCCUUGUCUACAAUGAGGACAACACUCCGAAGGUUACCUUCCAUGUGGAGCCGACGGUGCCGAAUGCCGGGACCUUCGAACUUGACCGCGAGGAUCACACCCUUGGGAAUCUCAUUCGCAUGUACGCUCUGAAGGAUGAGCGUGUGCUCUUCUGCGGCUAUAAGGUCCCGCAUCCGCUGGAGCACACGGUCCAGAUCAAGAUCCAGUCGGUUCCCCCCACGGCUUCGGCCUCGGAGAUCGGCAUGUACUCGGUGGGUGGCCCGCGCGCCGCUUUCAUCCGCGCGGUUGCCUCGGCUCGUCGCGACGUCAUGGCCCUGGAGUCUUCCUUCGAGAAGAGCCUCAACGAUUAUUACACCUCGCAUCACACCCAGCAGAACUAGAACUGCUUGUGAGCUGCCCCUUGCGCGGCGCUCUGCUUUUCUUUGUUUGCCGUCGCCCGGCCAAAUGUACCAUAGCCUAUCUGUUCGACGUAGCAGUGGAGCACGCUGCCUCCCC